AUGUCGUUUCCUCCCUCUUCCUCACGCAGGGGAUACCACCCUCUGCCAGGUACCUACAGAAGGGCUGACAAAUCCAUCGUCGACGAUCCGCCGCCUUACUACACGUCGAAACGAUGUCGGCUGUGCCAGUUCUCGCUGAGAGGGGGUGAAUUGGUCGUUACCCAAACUGGACCUGAACGCUUCUCGCCCGAGUUUGCUUUUCGCUUGGACGACGACACGGCCAAGUCUAUGCGUCCCCGGACCAACGCUAGGAGGGUUGUGCGGUUUUUCCAUUCGUCCUGUCUCAAGUUCAAGCGCUUCAUCAUCACCGAUGACUUACUCGCCGUCACAGAGCACAGCAUCGGGCUCUCUGAGCUGGAGGAGCGCCAACGCCUCAAGCGCAUCCAAGACUUGCUAACUCCGAGGAUAUCCGCUCUUCUGUCGGCCAAACUCCCUUUCGAGGUCAUGACAAUGAUUGCCAGCUACCUCGUACGUGAAAGCGCUAUGAUCACGGUCAAGAACCAGUCAAUGUUCAGUCAAGCCUCCGACAUCACUGUCGACCUCUCUAAGGAUGUAUACGCAAGCUACAGUGUGGUAGACGGCGUUCAAUACAUCAAGAGUUUACGCAACCUCGACACAGACCAGGGUGGGGAAUAUCACCUUGUUCUAAAUGCCAAGAAGAAGAAUUCUGUCGACAACAUCAGGAUUUGCGAGGACCACCUUGGCAUUAGAUUUGUCCAGUUUCUUCCAUCAAGCAGAGUUCCGGUAGUGAAAGGAUGGUGGAGGGAUAUUUCACCCUCAUAUCCAUCUGUAUUUGUCCCUCGAGUCAAAUUCUCCGCGAUACGAGUCGAAUCAGAUGGUAUCAAGCUCAGAAGGAUCACCGACGCCUUUGAUGACGAGGCAAAAUACCUAAACCCUCACAUCAGAUGGCCAAGUCCCGAAUACCCCUCAAACAAGGCCGAUCUUAUGCUGUAUAACUACAUUAUGAAGAACUUUCCUAUAACUCGGAAUGUCCGCAUGACCUACUUCGACUGCAACGCCCCAGGUGUCACGGGCUACAGCAUGGUUUGCCAGGGUCACUGGGUGUCUACCAUCCACGCCCACGGGAAAGGAGACGACACCGAAUUCUACAAAGAGGUCGAUGCAUGCUUCAGUGAUCAGGUCGUAGUCUACAUGCCAGUGGAUCAAGGGGAAUACGUCACCGAAAUCCAGCGACGCUGGAUGGGGAGGCUUAUUAGCAGCAACUUCUUCGAACUGGCGUUCAAAACGAAUCGAGCAAGACACGCCGUCUUUGGAUCAGACAAGACGGGCGUUCUGGGUUUGAUCCUGGAUACAAUCAUGAAACCUUCCCAACAGGGCUCACGCAUCUACUUCAACAAGAUCGCCCCUGAAAACGAGCCCUGUGUCAGGUUCAUUGCGUGCGAUAAAGCAUUCGAGGAACCUAUCCGAAGUUUGAAUCUCGGUACACCCCCAAGCGGACGCGACCCUCCCGUUUUCCCAUCCCCGAAUCCAUGGUUCGCAUCUCGAUGCAAUCUGGAGGGAGUCAAGGAGGUGACCCUAUGCAGAGACGUUUCUCUAUCUCACAGGCCCGUCAUUGGAAUGCUCGUGGAAUAUACGGAUGGCCACCGGGAGUGCUUGGGACAAUUCCGCUUCGACAGGACCCUCACGACGAUCCAGUCUGACCAGAGCGGAGGGUUACACAUUAGCCUGCAGAUGAGGGAGGAUGGGGUGAUGGAGGAUGAGGAUUCCACGUACGUGGCGGAUGUGUAUGGCUUUCCCCUAGGGGAUCCAUCCAUUUGCCCCGAGAACGAGUCCUGGAUCGAGGCAUCAUGGAGCGGCACGUUGAAGUGGAAGUAUAGGUGGGCAGACAGUACCGUGACGCACAUCCCAGCUGUGCAAUGA
Molecule: messenger RNA, 1881 nt
Organism: Fusarium keratoplasticum
Lineage: Eukaryota; Fungi; Ascomycota; Sordariomycetes; Hypocreales; Nectriaceae
Exons: 4
Coding region: 1-1881 (626 amino acids)
Source: RefSeq, a predicted model, not a curated record